This is a messenger RNA of Penicillium macrosclerotiorum, 1770 nucleotides long. RefSeq lists its product as uncharacterized. Lineage: Eukaryota; Fungi; Ascomycota; Eurotiomycetes; Eurotiales; Aspergillaceae. The record is from RefSeq and is a predicted model, not a curated record. The transcript has a single exon. The coding region runs from base 1 to 1770 and encodes 589 amino acids.
AUGGCAGCUCUGGGCCGCGGGACGAGUUUGGCCAGCGCAUUGCUGGUCACCAGCAGCUUUACGACGGUCAUUCCAACCACCUCCGUCGUCACUUCCUCAUCCGCUGUUGCAGGUUGCACGGUUGCGUCCUCUAUGCAGAUCAGCUGUAGCAAUGGCUACUACAACACCUACGGCGCCGUGUGGCAGGAGACCUGCGCCGCGACGUGGACCGGAGGCAGCAUCUUGUCCAGCGGAACCGGAUUAUCGCUGCGAGCGUGUGCAUCUGGCUGUGCAGUCAAUUCCGCCUGUACCGCGGCCUUUUAUGCUCCUGGCAAUAUUUGUUAUCUGCUCCAGGGCGACGUGACUCUGAUUUCUGGCGGGCCGUACCAAGGCGUUGUUCGUUAUGCGGCCACCGCCAGCCCGUGUGUCUCGACCUGGGUGGUCACCGAAACGGGCUCGGUCACUUCCACUGAGGAAGUGGUGUACACGGUGACUCCGACCUUGACUCCGACCUCGACUCCAAUCUCGAGUCCGUCUGCUAUAGUGACGCCGUCUUCCACGCCGGUGGCUGCAUCCACGCCUUCUUCGACCCCGUUAGUGGCCUCUUCGUCAACACCUAUCAUCCGGUCGUCGACCACAGCUUCUUCCAGUACAUCAAGUCCUCUAUCUUCUUCUGUGCGGCUAUCAUCGACUCCAUUGAUUCCUUCUUCAGCCAUUCCUUCUUCAGCCAUUCCUUCUUCAGCCAUUCCUUCUUCAGCCAUUCCUUCUUCAGCCAUUCCUUCUUCAGCCAUUCCUUCUUCAGCCAUUCCUUCUUCAGCCAUUCCUUCUUCAGCCAUUCCUUCUUCUCCUUCGUCCACCAGCUUGUCUUUAGGUAGCUCAUCAUCUGCUUCCAGCCUAUCCGCAGCUAGCUCAACCCCACUUGCUACCGCAACUGUGACCCAGAGUGAAUUUUCUCCUUCGACACAGUCGUCGGACGAAUCAAGCAGCAGCAUGUCAAAUGCUGCAACCUAUACCUCAACCUACACCAUCACAGAGGCUCAGGUAAAAACAAUCACUUCCUUUGCUGGUACAGUCACUAAUUGCUUCAUGCGACAACAGACAACAUACUUGACCACCGAAACAAUCAUAUACGUAACGACAGUUUGUCCCGAGGACUCCCAAGCCACGGCCUCCCAAACUACGGACUCAGCGACCACAAUUCCUGAUACAAGUGCGGUUCAGACCACCAGUGCUUCUCUGGCCCAGCACACAGAUACAGGGGCGCCUUCUUCGAUGAUCACCACCUCGACCAUCUACAUUACGGAUAUUGACGUAGUCACGGCCUGUCCGCCUUCCAUCCUCAACUGUCCUGUCGGACAGAAAACCACAUACGCCACGACCCGAACUGUCGCUACCUAUACGACAACAUACUGGGUUGCAGUCCCGGAUUCAACACAUGCUUCUCAGUCGACGAGCACAUCUGUGAAGCCACUGGAAGUCCCGACUGUCUCGCCUACCGAGCCGCAUAUUCCUGACCACGAACAAACCGAUGAAUACACUAAAUACUCUGACUACACUAACCGCACUCUGCUCCACACCCCAGCGUCAAACACCUGGAGAAGCGGGAUCGCGUCCUCUGGCUCCGCCAAGGUUGCAACGCCCACCCCAGCGGUCAACACUCCUUCGGGGCAAACAGCCUCCUCUGUGACAAGUGCUCCUAGCAGCGUAUAUACCGGAGGUGCCCUCAAGACGGGAUCUAUCUCUGUACUGCUUACUGUGUUGACAGUACUAUCCACUCUCUUUUUCCUUUAG